Molecule: messenger RNA, 669 nt
Organism: Dictyostelium purpureum
Lineage: Eukaryota; Evosea; Eumycetozoa; Dictyosteliales; Dictyosteliaceae
Exons: 2
Coding region: 1-669 (222 amino acids)
Source: RefSeq, a predicted model, not a curated record
AUGACGACACUAGUAUAUGAAGUUCCAACACAAGAAAAUUUCAUUGGAUCACGAUAUAGAGAGGAGAUUAUAGAACCUCAUAGUGUACCAAUAGAAUUAAGUCAUUUAUUAACAUUUAGUGAAUAUAGAAAUAUUUUAAUGUCAUGUAAAUCAGAAAUAGAUUCAAGAAAAAGAUUUAGAUUUUUUUUGGCUAUACCAAUGAUUGUAAUUGGUAUAAUAUUUGGUAUUCUAUUCGCGACCAAUGUUGCCAGUCAUUUAUUUUUAAUUAUAGGUUUAAUAGUCUGCAUUUGGAAUAAUAAAUUUAGUGAUAAAAUAAAUGAACUCAAUCAUUUCUAUGCAAGUAAAGGUAUUAGAAUUGAAAGGAAAAUUCAUCACUCUAAAGAUAAAGAUAGAAAAACAACCUCUAAAAUAUACAUUUAUUAUUCAAGUCCAACCAUACCAAUGCAUCAUCUACCAAUGUAUCCGGUAUCCCAUCAAAUGCCCCCACUCUUACCACCACAACAACAACAACAAAAACAACAACAAUAUUCAAAUAUUGUAUGUGAUAUUUUAUAUGAUAAACAAGUCGAUAACAUUAUCAAUUCAAACAAUUAUAAUAUAUCAAUAGACCCACAACCACUUUUACAACAAGAAAAAUCAACAGAAAAAACACCAUUAAUUAAAAAUUAA